AUGGAGAACUCAAAUAACACAUCUUUGAACAGAUUCUUUCUUCUCAGUCUUGCUGAUACCCCAUCCCUAAAAGCCCUAAGUAUGCUAACCUUCCUGAUAAUGUAUAUACUCACAUUGUCCAUAAACGCUCUACUUAUCAUUGUGGUACGAAUCAAUUUGCGGCUUCACACCCCGAUGUAUUUCUUCUUAAGCAACCUGUCCAUCGUUGACAUUGGCAUAAGUACUUCAGUAGUACCUAAACUUAUCAUAAUAACAAUGACACAAGAUAAAAGUAUUUCACGUCUUGAUUGUGCUUUUCAAAUGUUCUUCCAUUCUGCCCUAGUAACAAUAGAGUGUGUUCUUCUGGCUGUUAUGGCCUAUGAUAGAUACAUGGCUAUAUGUAAGCCUCUGCACUACAAUACACUUAUGAACAAGGGUUUCUGCAUUUCCAUGGCUGCUGUUUGCUGGGCUGUAGGUUGUAUCAACUGUGGCAUUCAUGUACCGUACACCUUCCAACUGCCCUUUUGCAGGUCCCACCAUGUCAACCAUUUUUUCUGUGAAAUACCUGUUAUUUUAAACCUGUCUUGCCAAGAUACCUGGCUUCAUGAGGUAUCAAUGUACAUCUCAGCUUGUACUCUCGGCCUUAGUUCAUUUGUUUUUACUAUUUUCUCAUAUAAUUAUAUCAUUUCUGCUAUUUUGAAUAUCCGUUCCACUGAGGGAAGACAUAAAGCUUUCUCUACAUGUGCCUCCCAUCUCACAGUGGUCUCUCUGUACUAUGGGCCUCUGAUGUUCAUGUAUUUGCGCCCUCACUCCAGAAACUCUCCCAGCAUAGAGAAGACUGCUUCAGUUAUUUACACGGUUGUGACUCCAAUGCUGAAUCCCAUCAUCUAUAGCGUAAGGAAUAAAGAUAUUAAGGCUACCAUUCAAGGAACACUGCAGCCCAUACAUUACAAACUGUAG
Xenopus tropicalis (tropical clawed frog) is the source of this 939-nucleotide messenger RNA. It is a transcript of the gene or5do8d, whose product is annotated as olfactory receptor family 5 subfamily DO member 8D. Lineage: Eukaryota; Metazoa; Chordata; Amphibia; Anura; Pipidae. Gene Ontology annotation, cellular component: membrane; plasma membrane. The record is from RefSeq and is a predicted model, not a curated record. The transcript has a single exon. Bases 1 to 939 code for a protein of 312 amino acids. Gene Ontology annotation, biological process: detection of chemical stimulus involved in sensory perception of smell; G protein-coupled receptor signaling pathway; signal transduction. Gene Ontology annotation, molecular function: G protein-coupled receptor activity; olfactory receptor activity.